Messenger RNA from Xiphophorus couchianus (Monterrey platyfish), 1434 nucleotides. RefSeq lists its product as uncharacterized. The coding region runs from base 211 to 1179 and encodes 322 amino acids. The record is from RefSeq and is a predicted model, not a curated record. The transcript is spliced from 7 exons. NCBI's taxonomy places the organism in Eukaryota, Metazoa, Chordata, Actinopteri, Cyprinodontiformes, Poeciliidae.
UCCAUUCUUACUAAUUAAAAUUAAAAAUGACACAUCUCAUCUUUUCUUAAAUUUCUAAGAAUAUUAAACUGCAGCUAAAUAACAGCUAUUUUAUUUUUCACUAUUUAUCUGUAGAACAUCCGUGAGAUCCUCAGUGCCUCCCCUGAAGGUAGACCUGUGGUUAUCAGUCUUGAUGGAAAUCAGCAUAUAUCCAUUCGUGAAAGACGGUGCAUGGUCAGAACACUUGUGUCACACCUGAUGGAUCAAUAUGGAGAAAACCCAUCUUCAGACACUAAAGCAAUUCUGGCAUCUUCGAUUGUGGACCAGUUUCCAUGUUUAAGAGACAGCCAUGGCACAGGAUAUGAUGCCUGGUUUACCCGCGGAAGACAACACAGGCCAGCAACUGGCUUUCUGGAGGAGCGUUUCCGUAAUGUAAGGAAAAGGCAUCAACCAAGGAAGAAGAUGCUUUCAGCCCCAGAAGCUCCACCAAAAAGAUCAAGUUUGCCUGAACCAACCAUCAGUGCUGAGCGUGCCAUCCAGAUGACAGAAUGGCUAAAAAAUAACUUCUGGCCCGCAGACCAGGUUGUCCAAUACAUGCGGGAAACUGCAGUAUAUCGCGCAGGAUGGAUCCGCUCAAGUGGGACAAUCCCAAUGCAGCAGAUUUUUGCAGAGUUCCCACGUUUGUUGGACACACCAGGGAUGGUCAUUCGCAUGGGGAAGAAGGAGGAGAGCGGUCUUCUGCCUGAGAUUGAGUUGCUUCCACAAGACAAACAAGGUGACGUGGCACUGCAGCUGCUGCCAAAACUCCUCCCUGCUGUUCCCUACAGAGUUGGGCGAAAGGUGGUCAGACCCAGCAACCUAGAAGUCCAGCAAGCCUUCAUUGAUGUCCAGCCAAUUGGGACAAAUAUGGUGGAAUAUCUUGGAAGUACAGCAACAGAGCAUCCACGUGUUCUCAUGAUUGGGGACAGAUAUUGUUGUUCCCAAGCAUUUGUCGUCAUAAAUGGAACUGCUUUGGAAUAUCCAUCUCUUUUGGGGGCCGUUGACGGCUGUUUCAAAUCAUUCUUCGUUUUUGAUGUGAGUUAUCCGAAGUCGUGUAUCCAGACUUGGGAUUUUCUCCAAACUGUGAUAUAUGAAAUCCCAGGAAACGAGUCACCCCCGAUAAAAUUAAUGAGGGCACAGUUGGAGGCCAUGGAAGAAUAAAUGCAAUUCUUCAAUAACCCUUAAAUAAGUUUUAAAUGUUCUGAUUGAAAAACCUUCUUUGUUACUAUGUUAUUAUUUUUUUUUUACAUUUCCUUCAAACUCUUUUGAUGAAAAUAUUUUGUUGUGUACACCAAUAAAGUAAAAAAGGGUGCAGAUUUAAUCAAUUGUUUAUAUGUAACUUUUACAUGUCUGUAUUAAAAAUUUCAUGUAUGUUGGAAUGUAUAACAUUUGCAAAUAAAAGUUCUUUUGAGCUAA